GUGAGCCAGGACGCGCGCUUUUGGUGGAAGUCUCGCGCAGACCCGCACGGACCCGCGCUAAACUCUGUCAGAGUGCGUUAAAGUGCAGCGGAAUGGCGCAGGCGCAGAAGAUCUACUUUUGCGGCAGUAUCCGCGGCGGGAGAGACGAUGUGCACGUGUACCAGCGCAUCGUGCACGUGCUCCGGACCUACGGCACCGUCCUGACCGAGCACGUGACCGACGGACAACUCACCGACACCGGUGAAGUUUCUGAGUCUGGAGACAAACAAAUCCACGACCGAGACCUGGACUGGCUCCGACAGAGUCACGUGGUGGUUGCCGAGGUGACGCAGCCGUCUCUGGGGGUGGGUUAUGAACUUGGCCGAGCGAAAGAUCUGAACAAACCUGUUCUGUGUCUCUUCAGACCCGAGUCCGGACGACGUUUGUCGGCGAUGAUCCGAGGAGCUGCAGACGGACAGAGGUUUGUGGUCCUGGACUACACCCAGGACCAGGUUGAGUCCAUCCUGAACCAGUACUUCUCCCAGAACAAGAUCUGAACCAGGACUGGACCAGGACUGGACCAGGACUGGACCAGGUGAGUCCGUCUGUUCUUCUGGUGAGGAUCACGUUUCUGACUCUGUGUUGGUGUUUCUCUGUCGCCCCCUGGUGGUUUUAAAAAUGAAGUCGACAAAAACACGACUCACGACGACGAGAA
This is a messenger RNA of Boleophthalmus pectinirostris (great blue-spotted mudskipper), 694 nucleotides long. It is a transcript of the gene dnph1, whose product is annotated as 2'-deoxynucleoside 5'-phosphate N-hydrolase 1. Gene Ontology annotation, biological process: deoxyribonucleoside monophosphate catabolic process. Gene Ontology annotation, cellular component: nucleus. Gene Ontology annotation, molecular function: 5-hydroxymethyl-dUMP N-hydrolase activity. Bases 93 to 536 code for a protein of 147 amino acids. NCBI's taxonomy places the organism in Eukaryota, Metazoa, Chordata, Actinopteri, Gobiiformes, Gobiidae. The record is from RefSeq and is a predicted model, not a curated record. The transcript is spliced from 5 exons.